Molecule: messenger RNA, 2043 nt
Organism: Bubalus bubalis (water buffalo)
Lineage: Eukaryota; Metazoa; Chordata; Mammalia; Artiodactyla; Bovidae
Product: endogenous retrovirus group K member 113 Gag polyprotein-like
Exons: 2
Coding region: 1-2043 (680 amino acids)
Biological process (GO): viral process
Molecular function (GO): zinc ion binding; structural molecule activity; nucleic acid binding
Source: RefSeq, a predicted model, not a curated record
AUGGAUGCAGACGAAGGCUCUGUUAACUUAGAUGUCUGGGAAAAAGUAGGAAAACAGCUAAAAACUUACCAUGCCGAACAUGGCUCAGAAAAUGUCCCUAAUGACGCUUUUUCCUUAUGGAACAUCAUUAGAGAUGUCUUAGACCCUGCCCCCGAUUCAGAAAAAGUACAUCUUAAAGGGGAUAGUGAAGAAAAUGCUGUGGCUAAACCUGCCCCUGAAUCUAAAAAAGUAACCUUUAAAGAGGAAAAUGAGGUCGAAACUGUAGUUAAACCUCAGGAAAAUGAGAAAAAUGAAGACCCACCUGACUAUCGGCAACUAAGAAAAAUGUUAGCAGCCAUGACUACUCAGGAACAACUUAAAGUUAGGGAUGAGAAACAAGAUCAGCCUUCCCCAAAAGAAAAAGAGAAUUUAGGCGAGAUAAUAGCUAAAUAUCACUCUGAUGGAGAUCGGCAUCUCUUAAACAAUGAUGCCCCAAAAGGCCUAAGAGAAACUUCCCCUGUCAGGCCAUCAGCUCCAAAGAGCUUAAGGGAAACGUCUCCCAUCAGGCCAUAUGCCCCUAGGGAUUUCCAAGAGACCUUCCCAGUUAAUCCAUAUGUAACCUCUGGAUACCAAACAGUUCAAAGAGCUCCAGAGUACAGAGCAGAGAAUGUGGAACCUAUGCCAUUGCCACCUCCUCCCAUACCUCCUCCCAUACCACCUCCCAUACCACCUCCCAUACCAAGCCGUACAGGUCCUAUUAAACCUGCAUUAUUGCUGCCACCUCCCUAUCGAAGUGGGAAAAUUCCAAAAUCGAUCCCACAGAGACGGGCCUUUUCUGCCCCUGGUGAGAAAUUCGAUCCCCAACUUCAGGCUUGUUUCCCUUUAAUUUUUGACAAUGAUGAAAGAGAACAAAAGGCUAUCGACUGGGAGCCUGUUUCUUUUCAGUUGGUAAAAGAACUUAAAAAUGCAUGUAUUUCAUAUGGGCCUAAAGCCCCAUAUACGAUGCAGCUAGUAGAAAAUUUAGCAGGCCAAUGCUUAACACCUCGAGAAUGGAAAUCAAUUGCUAGGGCCUGCCUGUCCGGAGGACAUUUUAUACUUUGGAAAUCUGAAUAUGAUGAUCUCGCUCGUAUAUAUGCUUUUUCUAACCAAAAUGGAGACUUUAAACAUAUCACUGAAGCUAUAUUACUUGGACAGACCGACUACCCCUCAUAUGACGAACAGAUGAAAUUAGAUAGGACUGCUAUACAACAGGUGGCUGAUUGUGCCUUUACUGCCUGGCGCUCAUUGCCUGAUGGUAAGGCAUCAGGUGCCGCUCUAUCUGAUAUUAAACAAAAGUCAGAAGAGCCAUUUGAAGACUUUGUCUCACGACUUUCAGAAGCUGUCCAGAGAAUAAUUUCUGAUUCUGAGGCAGCUAAACUAUUAACAAAACACUUGGCCUUUGAAAAUGCUAAUUCUACCUGCCAGGCUAUACUGCGUCCUGUUAGAAGAAGUGGAUCUUUAAUUGAUUAUAUGAAACAGUGUGCAGAUGUAGGACCGUCAAUGCUACAGGGUGUUGCGAUAGCUGCAGCGAUAAAAGGAAAUACUUAUCAGCAGGCAGUCCAAUCUUUUUUUACUAACAAAAAUAAGCCAUCACAAGAUGAUCCCAAUAACCAAGGCAGGAAUGCAUUCCCUGGAACCUGUUUUUCCUGUGGCCAGAAGGGACACACUUUUCAUGACUGCCCUCAAAGAACACCCGGUUCUUAUCUGCCUAAUCCAGCCCAACAGUCUGUGUCUGCUCUGCAAAACCCUGCUCCCCUGCCCAUUAAUCCUAGGUCUCUUUGCCCUCGCUGCCAGAGAGGAUAUCACUGGGCAAGGGACUGUAGGUCAAGAUUUCAUAGAAACGGAGCCUUUUUAGGCCCCGACCAGCAGUCGGGAAACGGGUUGAGGGGCCAGCCCCAGGCCCCGACAACGAUUGGGGCAGCCUCACUGAACCCAUUCAUUCCCUUCGUCCCGUCGCAGAGCUCAUCAGAGCAACCCCAGGCAGCGCAGGACUGGACCUCAGUUCCACCACCUCAACAAUAUUAA